Molecule: messenger RNA, 2127 nt
Organism: Eurytemora carolleeae
Lineage: Eukaryota; Metazoa; Arthropoda; Copepoda; Calanoida; Temoridae
Product: probable endo-1,3(4)-beta-glucanase ARB_01444
Exons: 24
Coding region: 63-2072 (669 amino acids)
Molecular function (GO): endo-1,3(4)-beta-glucanase activity
Source: RefSeq, a predicted model, not a curated record
CCAAUUGCAAUGGAGAAUUAACAGUCGAGACCAACAGACAAAAAUAUAAGUCUGCAUCAGCCAUGCUUCCCUCUCUUGGAUUAGGAUUGCUCCUGUUGGGUCCUGUCUAUGGUGUAAAUAUACUUGGUGGCAGUCCUCUGGCGACUGACGAGCCUCCGUUUGAGAAGCUUGACCACAAUGUUCAGCCUGAUGAAAGAUGGGGAGCUGCUGGUCAGCGUCCUUAUCCUACCAAUGCCUGGUGGACCAACCUAGUAUUUGGAUCUGGUGAAAACUUAGCAAAUCCUAUGCCUUAUCAAGUAAAAACUCUUGAUGAUGGUGUUCAUGUAUCAUUCUCGAACAAGGUUGUUGAGGCAAAAUACAUUUUCAUGGCAUUUGUACCAAAUAUUAUCAUUACUGCAAUGGAAGGGAUGGGAUCCAGAGUCUUGAGUGCAUGGGAUCCCCUGUCUGUAACAAUGGCCUAUGACAAAGUUGAAUUCCCAUUUGUCCGAGGAUCUCCAUAUAUUACAGCAAAGUAUUCUGGUAAAACUCCUAUUCUGGCAAGUACACAUGCUGUUAUCAGCGUGAAUGGUGAGGCAGUUGGAAGCCAGAUCACUGGGAACAAGUUUGAUGUUGAUUUGAAUAACGGCCAGCACUGGAUGGUAUAUACAAGUUCAGAUGUUAGCUUUUACGUCAACAGUGACAGCCUUUCAGCAUCUGGACCAUUUACUGGAACUCUCCGAGUUGCUUGUGUUCCCCCAGGAGAGAACUCUGCUGACCUAGAUGCUCAUGCCGGGUCUAUACCCAUUGGAGGAGAGGUGACAGCUGAAUCUGCUGGAGAUACUGCAACUAUCACAUUUACCUGGAAACUGGAAGGAUCCGGAGAACCUCUCAUCAUGGCUCUGCCUCAUCAUAUGGAUAUCCUACAAUCACCUCAAACUGGUGGAAUCAGGUACAAUACCAUCAAGGGAGAUAUGACUGGAAUAAUAGGCUCUGUGUGGAAAAUGACUGAAAGAUUAACAUCUAUACAGUGGGAUGCACCAAGAGGAGUUGCACCUAAAUAUCUGGAUGCUGUUAGAGAUGCUUUGAAAGCAGAUAUCGGAAUUCAAGUUGUUGCUGGGGAUCCAUACUUUGGGGGAAAGGAAAUGGGAACCCUUGCCCGUCUUGCCUUGAUUGCUGAUGAACUGGGAGAAACUGAGUUGGCAGCCACCUAUCGAGAGAAUAUUAAGAAGGCCAUGGAACCCUGGCUAGCAGGAACAAAUUCAGAUCAUUUCACGUAUGAUCAAACCUGGGGUGGUCUUAUAACCAUCAAUGCAAUGAAUGACGGGGGUGCCGAUUUUGGACAGGGGUUGUAUAAUGAUCAUCAUUUUCACUACGGAUACUUCAUGUACGCAGCUGGUGUUGUUGCGAAGGCUGAUCCUGCAUGGGCUGAGAAAUGGCGAAUUCCACUUUUUCAUAUUCUUCGAGAUAUUGCAGAUCCAUCUGGAGCUGAUCCGCAUUAUACCCUUGCCAGGUGCAAGGAUUGGUAUAUGGGACACUCCUGGGCCAGUGGGAUCACAGAGUUUGGAGACGGACAUAAUCAGGAGUCUACCUCUGAGUCAGUGAAUGGAUGGUAUGGAGUUUAUCUUUUUGGAUUAGGUAUUGGAGAUCAACGUAUCAAGGAUCUUGGACGCCUACUGAUGGCAACAGAAAUAAGGUCUACGCAUAAGUACUGGCAGAUGACAAGUUCAGAUUCUAUCUAUCCAGAACCAUUUGCAAGCAACAAGGUGGUAGGUAUUGUCUGGAGUACUAAGGUCGACUAUGGGACCUGGUUUGGAGCUAAUGUAGAGUUUAUCCACUGUAUCCAGAUGCUUCCUUUUACACCCAUCUCAGAGGAGGUUCUCAGGAAGGAAUGGAUCAAUGAAGAGUACAGUGUACUGUCUCCUGCUAUAUCUAGUUCUGGCGAAGGUUGGAAAGGAUUUAUCUACAUGGCACACGCGGUGAUUGAUACAGCAGCAGCGUGGGCAGAGGUCAACUCUCUGACUGGGUUUGAUGAUGGAAACUCUAAGACAAAUGCUUUACAUUGGGUUGCAACUAGAGAAGGUGCCUGGCAGUAGAAUUGGUUCAUUUUAGCAUUUUUAAUUAAUAAGAAAUAAAAUCUUAAUUCUUUUG